Messenger RNA from Pezoporus occidentalis (night parrot), 1105 nucleotides. It is a transcript of the gene GLRX5, whose product is annotated as glutaredoxin 5. Bases 16 to 504 code for a protein of 162 amino acids. The record is from RefSeq and is a predicted model, not a curated record. Gene Ontology annotation, cellular component: mitochondrial matrix. NCBI's taxonomy places the organism in Eukaryota, Metazoa, Chordata, Aves, Psittaciformes, Psittacidae. The transcript has 2 exons.
GGGUGGCUGCGCGGCAUGAGUGGAGCGAUGCGUGCGGCUUGGCGGCUGGGGGCUGCCGCCGUGCGGUGCCGAGCUGGGCGCCCGCUGAGUCAUGCGGCCGGGGAGGGUGGCGGCGCUGCCGCCGAGGGCAGCGGCGGCGGCGGCUCAGGGUCGCGGGAGGCGAUAGAGCGGCUGGUGCGGGAGCACCCGGUGGUGGUGUUCAUGAAGGGCAGCCCGGAGCAGCCGCUCUGCGGCUUCAGCAACGCUGUCGUGCAGAUCCUGCGCCUGCACGGCGUGGAGGGCUACCGCGCCCACGACGUCCUACAGGACCCCGACCUCCGCCAAGGAAUAAAAAACUAUUCCAACUGGCCUACCAUCCCACAAGUAUACCUCAAUGGUGAAUUUGUUGGUGGCUGUGACAUACUCCUCCAGAUGCAUCAGAAUGGAGAUCUCGUAGAAGAGCUGAAGAAGCUAGGAAUCCGUUCGGCACUUCUGGAUGAAGAAAAAGACCAAGACAAAAAGUAAAAUGGGGGGGGGGGGGGGAAGAUGCUGUGAGAGGAAUAAAGCAAAUCUUAGAUAAGAAGUUGUUACCAGUAAAGCCUUACGUACUUCAGCUCAAAGAAGGCAUUUGUUGGAACUGACGCUAAGAUUUUUCUGUGAAUGUCUGUUAGUUCAUGGUAGAUGUAAUGAUAUCAAUAUUUUGAUUUAUGGAUAUUGUGAAAAUUUGAGUAUAACCAUUGCACUGUAAAGCUUACAUUUGUGGAAAUUUGUGUUUGGAAAAAGUUCACUUCUGAAACCAUUUUCUUCUUGGAUUGAGGGGAGUAAACCAAAAGAACUUGUAUUUUUAUGGAUUUUAAGUGUGUGUUUCUCUGUUCUUUGAUACACAAACCUACGCAAACAGUGUUUGCACUGCCUUGCUCCUUUUGAGAAAGUGUCAAGUAAUAAUGCAUUCGUUUUGCCAUAAGCUCCUUGUGGUAAGACUUCCUGAGAGUCUGUAAAACUUCUGUAAUCCCACAUGCUAUAGGAGAAAAAUAGUCUUCAAACAAUAUAGGAGAGAAAAAUUAUAUGAGAGUACAUGAAAUAUACUUUCAUUCCAAAGGGUAAAAAUAAAGGUUUAUACAGAUUA